Peromyscus eremicus (cactus mouse) is the source of this 1240-nucleotide messenger RNA. It is a transcript of the gene Glo1, whose product is annotated as glyoxalase I. Bases 127 to 681 code for a protein of 184 amino acids. Lineage: Eukaryota; Metazoa; Chordata; Mammalia; Rodentia; Cricetidae. The transcript has 6 exons. Gene Ontology annotation, molecular function: metal ion binding; lactoylglutathione lyase activity. The record is from RefSeq and is a predicted model, not a curated record.
GGGAGCCGCGGCCGCCCGCUCCUGGGCCGGUCACUCCGCCUAGUCCAAAGGCGGCACACGGUCUUUGCGGAGCUUGUGGCCCGCUGGUUUGUCGGCAGAACCUGUCGGUGAUCCUCCAGGGCGGCCAUGGCAGAGCCACAGCCCGCACCCAGCGGCCUCACGGAUGAGGUCGCCCUCAGCUGCUGCUCCGACCCGGACCCCAGCACCAAGGACUUCCUGUUGCAGCAAACCAUGCUGAGAAUUAAGGACCCUAAGAAGUCCCUGGACUUUUAUACUAGGGUUCUUGGAAUGACGCUACUCCAAAAGUUUGAUUUUCCUUCAAUGAAAUUUUCCCUCUACUUCUUGGCUUACGAGGAUAAGAAUGACAUCCCUAAAGAUAAGGAUGAAAGAACAGCAUGGACGUUUUCCAGAAAAGCUACACUUGAGUUGACACACAACUGGGGCACCGAGGAUGAUGAGACCCAGAGUUACCACAACAGCAACUCAGACCCUCGGGGAUUCGGUCACAUUGGGAUUGCCGUUCCUGAUGUCUACAGUGCCUGUAACAGAUUUGAAGAGCUGGGAGUCAAGUUUGUGAAGAAACCCGACGAUGGUAAAAUGAAAGGUCUGGCAUUCAUUCAAGAUCCUGACGGCUACUGGAUUGAAAUUCUGAAUCCUAACAAAAUAACAAAGAUUGUUUAGUUCUGUGAGAAUGCUCCUUUGAGGUGUCGGUGACGGUGGGGACAAGAAACAGCGUGAUACAAGAUUCUAAGGCACCAGAAGCAUCGAGAGUCGAUGGAUCUUUGCUCCAGUUCAAGUCAUUCUGAAAUCCUUUUCAUUGUCCUGUUUCAGUGGUUUUUUAAAAAAUCCUCCCUCCUCUGUUUAGUCAACCUAAUUUUCAAGUACCAGUUUCUUAUGACUUUGACAAAGUUGUGUGACUUUGCUUUUUAGAUAAUAAUUAGAACGAUUCCCUUCAGAGACUACAUUUGCUACCCUGUCUCUUAAGUAUUACUCAAGUCUGGUUUUGAUUCAUCAUUUAAAAUUUUGUUUUAAAUGUUUCUUUUUCUUACCUUCUGGGGUUUCAAUUCCUCAGAAAUAACUUUUCAUAAUGGAAAGUAAAGAACACUGAACAGAAAUGAAACUUCGUAUGUACUUCAAACAGCAUAGUGUUUAUUUUACAAAAGAGAAGGCACUCUUGAGAGCAAUUCUGAAUCACGCUGACUAGGAAACUGACAGAAAUACUAAUUUUUAUAUAUAUAUA